AUGAGGUUCUGGAUGAGGAACAUGCUCCGGGAUCAAAGGUUUGACUGGAGAGUCAGGAAAAUGAAAGUUGUCCUGAAAAUCACAAAUGUUUUCACCAAACCGAUCGUUGAGAAUCCAGAGGAAGGUGAAGAAUCUCCUGAAGAACCAUCCGUCGAUGUCAUACAACUAGACUCCCUAUCUGAAGCACUGAUCUCACCGAUUGCUAAGGGGCAAGAACUGGACAAUUGGGCAACAGAAGACAUUCCUGUGCUCAAUCUCGAGAAGAAUAACACUGCUCGAUGGGAUCAAGUUUGUCAAGAGGCUUUUGAAAAGAUUAAGCAAUACCUGUCAAAUCUGCCAAUAUUAAUUCCUCCAGUGGCGGGAAGGCUGUUGAUUCUGUACAUGGCAGUUCAGCUGAAUUCAAUGGGUUGUGUUCUGGGGCAGCAUGAUGACACAGGGCGAAAGGAAAGAACCAUUUACUAUUUGAGUAAGAAAUUCAACGAUUGUGAGUUGAGGUACUCAUCCCUGGAGAAAACUUGCUGCGCAUUGGCCUGGAUGGCAAAUCGACUCAAACACUACAUGUUGAAUCAUAAAACGUGGCUCAUCUCCCGAAUGAAUCCCAUCAAGUAUGUAUUUGAAAGGCCGUUCAUGCUAGGAAGGACAGCGAAAUGGCAGGUCAUACUCUCUCAAUAUGACAUCGUCUAUAUAACCAGGAAUGCAGUAAAAGGAAGCGUGAUUGCUGAUCUCCUGGCAGAAAACCCAAUCCAAGAUUAUGAAGCCUUGGAUUUUGAAUUCCCCGAUGAGCAUGUCAAUGAGGUUAGCAGCGAGGACAAAGAAUCGACUGAUGUAUGGGAAAUGUAUUUCGACGGAGCAGUCAAUUUGUCUAGUAAUGGGAUUAGAGCUGUAUUGAAUAUGAAGCCUGUGUGA
Molecule: messenger RNA, 906 nt
Organism: Hevea brasiliensis (rubber tree)
Lineage: Eukaryota; Viridiplantae; Streptophyta; Magnoliopsida; Malpighiales; Euphorbiaceae
Exons: 3
Coding region: 1-906 (301 amino acids)
Source: RefSeq, a predicted model, not a curated record